Molecule: messenger RNA, 5039 nt
Organism: Eublepharis macularius
Lineage: Eukaryota; Metazoa; Chordata; Lepidosauria; Squamata; Eublepharidae
Gene: GGA1
Product: golgi associated, gamma adaptin ear containing, ARF binding protein 1
Exons: 18
Coding region: 146-2233 (695 amino acids)
Biological process (GO): intracellular protein transport; vesicle-mediated transport
Cellular component (GO): trans-Golgi network
Molecular function (GO): ubiquitin binding; small GTPase binding; phosphatidylinositol binding
Source: RefSeq, a predicted model, not a curated record
CUCUGUAGUUCCUAGAGGAACGUUCUAGGUGGUUUUCUGAGUCCACUCUCUAUGUCCCCGCGCCACCGGACCGGGAGGGUGUCGCGUAUCUCCUUCCCUUAACCGAGAGGCCGUGGCGGCGGCGGGGGGCGGGGCGACUGAGCCGAUGGAGCCCGAGAUGGAGGCGGAGACGCUGGAGUCGCGGAUUAACAAGGCGACAAAUCCUCUGAACAAGGACCUCGAAUGGGACAGCAUCAAUGCUUUCUGUGAUCAGCUCAAUAAGGAGCUGGAAGGGCCACCACUUGCUACUCGGCUUCUAGCCCACAAGAUCCAGUCUCCACAAGAAUGGGAAGCCAUUCAGGCUCUCACGGUGUUGGAGGCUUGUAUGAAAAACUGUGGCAAGCGCUUCCACAAUGAGGUGGGAAAGUUCCGCUUCCUUAACGAGCUCAUCAAGGUGGUGUCACCUAAGUAUCUAGGAAGCAGGACAUCAGAGAAAGUGAAAUCUAAGAUCCUGGAGCUGAUGUAUAGCUGGAUGUUGGGGCUGCCACAUGAAGUAAAGAUUACGGAAGCCUAUAAGAUGCUGAAGAAACAAGGGAUUGUGAAGUGUGAUCCCAAACUGCCAGACGAUGCACCCUUUCCACUGCCUCCCCCUAGGCCAAAGAAUGUUAUCUUUGAUGAUGAAGAGAAGUCCAAGAUGCUGGCUCGCUUGCUCAAAAGCUCCCACCCUGAGGACCUCAGAGCUGCAAACAAGCUAAUCAAAGAGAUGGUUCAAGAGGACCAAAAACGAAUGGAGAAGAUCUCCAAGAGGGUGAAUGCCAUUGAGGAGGUGAACAACAAUGUGAAGCUGUUGACAGAGAUGGUGACCAACUAUAGCAAGGGGGAGACAACAGAGAGCAGUGAGGACCUUAUGAAGGAGCUGUACCAGCGUUGUGAACGCAUGAGACCCAUGCUUUUCCGGCUUGCCAGUGACACAGAGGACAAUGAUGAGGCUCUAGCGGAAAUUUUGCAAGCCAAUGACAACCUCACACAAGUGAUCAACCUAUACAAGCAGAUUGUGAAAGGAGAGGAGAUAAAUGGCGAGACUGUGGGUGGUUCCCUUCGAGGCAGCACUUCCGCUCUUUUGGACCUCUCAGGAUUGGACAUGCCAACUGCUGCUCCCUCCUAUCCAGCCAUACCAACUUUCUCAGGUGGCUCCAUAGCUCCUGUGCCAGAGCAAUCCAGCUCUGCGUCUUUGCUGGAUGAUGAGCUCAUGUCCUUAGGGCUUAAUGAUCCAGCACCUCCCUCAGCCCAGGGUAUGGAUAAUGGUGGUUGGAACAGUUUCCAGGUUGGUGAAUCUUCUGUUGGGGAAAAGGGGGAGGAGUGGAGCCUCAGUCAGACCAGAGCCAGAGAAGAAUCUUCGUUGCAGUCAUCCGGCAGCCCUGAAUUUGGCACUCCUUCCCUCCCCACGGGGAAAGCUGAUGCUGGACCACCUGCUCCAACACCUCCCACUACCACCAGUGGCCUGGAUGACCUGGACUUGCUGGGCAAGACUCUGUUGCAGCAGUCUCUACCACCAGAGUCUCAGCAAGUCAGAUGGGAGAAGCAGCCACCGCCUCGGUUAACAUUGCGUGACCUCCAAAACAAGAGUGGCUCCUGCCCGUCUGUGGCCCCCAACAGCACCCCACCCCUCUUCCCAAGUCUCUCCUCAAACCUUCCUGGAGCCCUGCCCCUACCCUCCGAGCAGCCAGCACCCGCUGUGGUCCCUCGAGCACCCCCUACACCUUCUGAAGCUGCACUUCCCACAGCAGGCCUUCCUGCUUCAAAACUCCCCCUGGAAAUCUCACUGACAAAUGUCACUGUGCCUCUGGAAUCCAUCAAACCAAGCAAUAUCCUUCCGGUGACAGUAUACGAUCAACAUGGGUUCCGUGUCCUCUUCCACUUUGCCAAGGACUCUUUGCCUGACCGGCCUGAUGUGCUGGUGGUGGUCAUCUCCAUGCUCAGUACAGCCCCUUUGCCCAUUAGGAACAUCGUCUUUCAGUCUGCUGUCCCAAAGGUGAUGAAGGUGAAACUGCAGCCUCCCUCUGGAACGGAGCUCCCAGCUUUCAACCCCAUUGUGCCCCCCACGGCAAUCACCCAGGUCCUCCUGCUCGCAAACCCACAGAAGGAGAAAGUGAGACUACGAUACAAGCUGACCUUCACCAUGGCAGAUCAGACCUACAAUGCAAUGGGAGAUGUGGACCAGUUCCCCCCUCCAGAGUCAUGGGGAAAUUUCUAAGGCUGCAGCUGGUGCGCUACAUCUGACCUCUAAGGAUUAUGCUCCCCCCACCACCAGACAAGAGCCUUCCCAGGGCUGGCUAGCCCUCAGACUCUGCUCUCAGACUAGAACGCUGGCCGUCAACAGUGUGCUUGUGUAGAGGAUGGCAGGCGAGGGGGGGUACCUGUUUGGGGGGUUGGUAGAGCUGGGAUGACUUACGUGAGUUGCUCUCUGUUCCUUCUGUCUUACUUUCUGAGCCCUCACCCUCCUCUGGCUCUUCCCAGUUGUGCUUUUCCUUUCAUGGAAAGAUGCUGAUGAUUAGCUGAGGCGGGCUCUGAGAAACCUGGCCACAGGGAUAGACUCUUUGGACCUCUUCUCUCUCUUGCUAAGGUUAUAUUGGGCCUUUACCCUUCAGUUCUUUUAGCACUCCAUGAGCAAACCUAAAGUGCGGGCGUCAGUGGGUCAGUGCCGGGGACCGAUGCCUCUUGGUAUGUUUCUCAGUGCCAGGGUACAAGGCUGGAUUGGUGGUUUGGGUGGGGCAAAAGGCCCUGCUGUUUUAUUAUAGGAAUUCCCACUGGCUUAUUUCUGUCUCCAAACCUUGGGACAACAGGGCAGGUGGAUCUUUCUCGCUCACUAGGUGCUUAUUCCUCCAGGGCUGGGCAAACAGGCAUGGGCUGAUUUCCCUCAACAUGCACGUUAAGCCAUUAGUGAGCGGCAUCUGAGUAAGAUGACAGGGAAGAAGGAAGUGCCAUGAGUCUCCUCUAACAGGCCUUACACUAGAAGGACAAGUGCUAUGGCCUUACAGCACAGUUAAGAGGCAGGGGCUGUGCUUUUGUGGCUGCUGCAGACUGCUAGGAUGACUGAGUAUGGUUGUUUCACACCAUAGAUUCCUUGAUCUGGGUAGGAAGCCUACAUCCCAAGUGACUGUCAGGAAAGAAAUGGGGGAUUGACUCCCUCUGGGCCAUGGCAACCCUACCACCUCUCCAUACUAUGAAUUCCAGCAGUUCAGACUGUGUGGCACAGAACUAGGACUGGCUGGAGCGGGUGUGGAAGAGAAAAGGUUGGCACAACAAGCUCUGUUUCCCAACACAUCAUCGCCAGCUUGUAACCACCACUCUUCCCCCUGUCACAAGCUGGUGUGCUCAUAGGCUGCAAGUGAAGAAGGAUGCAGUCUGUAUGACUAACUUUAUUCUUGUGUCAUGAGCAAGCUGCUUAUGGAAAUGCCUGGGAGCGAGGGCUUGGCUUGUGUGCUGAGUCGCUCUACAGCAGGUGGAAUUGAGUUUCAUUGACAGGAACUGCAUGCAGGCCUGGAGGGCUGGGCUGACAUGUUUACCCACAUGGACUGUGCACCUGUUUUUGAACAGUGACUGGCUGCUUUUGGUGGGAAGGCCUUUCUGCAGUGGGGUUUCUGCUAUGACUGAAUGCUUUUACUUUCUGGUCUCUCUUUCAGGGUUAUUUUCCAUCCCCAUCCCCCUUUUCUCUCGUUAGAUUAAGUUCAGUUCUUAAACAGACUUCUGUAUAUUUUUGGUGCAAAAUCUGCACAUGGAAAAGGACUUCAAAAUAGACUCUGUGUGAAAUCUGCUGUAUUAAUGGGAAAUAAAAAGAUUUCUUCCCUAAAGUGUAUCUUUUAAGAAUCAGAACCAGUUUGAAAUGGCAUGAGAGCCUUGUGCCAUACCAUACCCUAGCACCUCAUAUAAGCUUAACUUCCCUCUGCUGGGAACUUCAGCCUUUAUCAUUUGGUUUUCAGCCUAAAGGAGCUGUGUUCAGAUGUUGACCAGCUCAGCCACCUGAUUUGGAGAGAAGCCGAAUUCUGUAAUCCACAUUUCUUUUUCAAAUUUGUACAGAUGUGCUCAUUUUGUAUCAUUUGUUCUUCUUCAGCUAUUUGUGGCGAGGACAUUGAAUCCUUGCUCUUUGCUUCUUGGACAUACUUACUUGCACAGUUUUAAGCCUGUCACCUCAGUCUUAAAGGCUCACUCUGGACUUGUAAAGUUUGAUCAUGGAAUGCCCACAGUUUGGGUCAGAGAAGUGACCUGCUUCACGAACUAUACAGGGGGUAACCAAAGUGGGAUUUGUGGAAGCUUUUGCUCCUGCUAAAACGCUUAACCCUCUUCAUCUCCCAUAUAAGAAAACAGCUUGAUACUUUUGUCUGUUGCUUUAUGCAGCUCACCCUCCGGGCUUGGUGCAGGAAGAAGAGCAGCAAUAACAAUUUCCAGUCAUCCUGGCUUCUGUUCUUCUGUCUCAAUUCCUGUUUCAGUGCCAGGAACUUCCAGGGAGAUCUUAAGAUAUGACUCUGCCUACCCACACUGGGCCCUCUCUCUCUCUGCUUGUUGUGGAGCAGUGAUGGAUCAGAACUGAUCGCUGCAGCAGCUAGAACAAAAUAUUCCUUAGGAGGGGAGGGUUUAGAGUUGCGGCAAACACUAACCAGCCCUGGAGACUAUCACCUCUCCCUGCUGCUUGGCAGGGUCGGCAUGAACUCAAACUGUGAACUGCUAAGUUUUGUGGCCAGGUCUGGUGUUUAUAGUCCCCACUUCCUCUUCCUUCAACCUGCUCUUUUUUCACAGGGGCCUCUAUAACGGCAGUCACAUGAUCACAGAGCUGGAUUCCGCUGCUGCCUAGAGAAAAAAAAUAGUAGCAUGGCAUGCAGCAAAGCAGCAGCUGCAGGGCAGGUGAAUGCCCAGUUUGAGGACUGGGUAAUGCUCUUGUCACUAACUCGGAAUCUGUCUUGGGUGGGGAUGGGCUGUGCCCCUCUCUUCUCCCAACAAUCCAGACUCUGCUCCUACUACGUGGAAUUAGGGUACUUGUUCCAUUCCAGUAGAAAAGAGCAAGA